Molecule: messenger RNA, 1297 nt
Organism: Nilaparvata lugens (brown planthopper)
Lineage: Eukaryota; Metazoa; Arthropoda; Insecta; Hemiptera; Delphacidae
Exons: 2
Coding region: 181-1164 (327 amino acids)
Source: RefSeq, a predicted model, not a curated record
UUUUUUAUGUUGAAAUGUCAAUCAUUUUCUGUCACUAUAACAGCUGAUGUGAGACUUAACAAAAAUGUUUUUUUCCAAAACACAAUGGACAAAGUUAGUAGUGUGAGUAAACCAACCCAGAAUUUUAUACUUUUUGUUAUCAUAAAUUCUAAUGCAUUAUAUUCCAGUUAAAAACUUCUCAUGAAGAUGGAUUCAAGUAACGAUAAUACAUUCAUCCCACUUGCAAAGCCUAAUGAAAAUAUUGGAAAGCAAGUGACUACCAAAACGGAGAAAACAAUAAUUGAGCCUGUUAAUCGAUCAAUUGACCCUGUUGAUAACGAGAUUGAACACUUGGAGAAUACAGUGGCACAAGACAAUCCACAUUUGAUAGCUGAUAACGAUAUUCAAACUGAAAAACUUGAUGGCCAAUUAGAAAAUCUUGGCGAAUCCGAUCCAUUACUUGAAAACAAAAUGGUUCAAGGAAUACGUUUAGAGGGGAAUGUUGAUGACGAUGCUGUCAAGUUACCAGAAAACGAACUUAAUUCAAAAUCUGUCUAUCUAGAUUUGGGAGAACCGGACAUGAUUGUUGAGGAUGAAGUUGGUGCAGCUGAUGAUAAUGAAACAAUUGAUGGCUCAUCAGAAAAGCUAACGAAAUCUCUUGUCUCGUUUGGCAACAGUGAAGAGCUCGAGACUCAGGAUGACAUGCAGGGGGUGACAGUAACUCAUUUUGAUAGCAACGCGGGAAAUGAGGACAGUGUGUAUGUGUGGAGUCAGGAGAUGGAAGACAACGCACGAUUCAUGGACUCGGCCAGUGAGACUUUCAGCAGGAUGUCGAUCAAGUCGAUGCCAUCAGCUGACUCGAUCCUGCACGGCUCCGACGAGUUGAUUACGUCAGGCAAGCAGAGAGUGUGCAAGAAGGCGUCCUGGCCUCGGAGGGUGUCGAUCAGUGACGACCCCCCGGCCCUCUACCUCACCGAAGCCUCGCAGUCAGCUGAUCAGCUGUCGGUAGACGAGCAGGAACCUUUCGAUGUGAAGGUGCGACGUGAAAGCGAGUUGACCGCCGCUGUCUUCAAGGACCAGGUGAAGAAAAUGCAGAUGACCACUGAGAAACAGUCUCUCUCCGACGAGGAGAUGACUGCGCCAGACGAGGACAACCAACAAUCUCAUACCUGUCAGGCUAAUUGAAUAAUUGUAAUUAUUAUCAAUCACCAUCCAUCAACAAAAGCAAAUCCAAAAAUAUUUUCUUCGUGCGUAAAUUUAGAUAUUGAGUCGUCUGUGAAUAAAAUAAAAAAUACAACAACAGAUUAUCAGUCAUUAA